Messenger RNA from Hypanus sabinus (Atlantic stingray), 5017 nucleotides. Its product is annotated as MOB kinase activator 2-like. NCBI's taxonomy places the organism in Eukaryota, Metazoa, Chordata, Chondrichthyes, Myliobatiformes, Dasyatidae. The record is from RefSeq and is a predicted model, not a curated record. Gene Ontology annotation, biological process: signal transduction; positive regulation of protein phosphorylation. The transcript is spliced from 5 exons. Gene Ontology annotation, molecular function: protein kinase activator activity. Bases 174 to 869 code for a protein of 231 amino acids. Gene Ontology annotation, cellular component: nucleus; cytoplasm.
GGAGCCGGUCCUAUAAGCACAUCAAAUGCGGUCAAACUAGUUUGCAGAGUGGUUUUAGCUUGGAGAGGGGAAUACUUUGAACGGGCUAUUGUGUAUUCUGUUGUUUGUGUCAGUUUCCUACUGUCUGGCCAUUGAGUGGAGUAGCGGGGGUGGGGGCCCUGGAGCAGUGCAGGAUGGUCCUACAGGCUGUAGGGAAAGCCCUGAGAUACAAGAAAAGGAAGACUGCAAAGUCAAAGCCGGAUGAUAAACUGCCUUUGACUGAGGAAAAGAAACUGUAUCUGGAUGCGGAGUAUGCAUCGGCCCGAGUGUCUGAUGCAGAUUUGCCCAUGCUGGUUUCUUUGCCCAGAGAGAUCGAUCAGAAUGAGUGGCUGGCAAAUAACACAACGACAUUUUUCAAUCACAUAAACCUCCAGUACAGUGCCAUCUCUGAGUUCUGCACAGCAGAGACCUGCCCAGUGAUGAAUGCGUGUAAUACUCAAUACUUCUGGACAGAUGAGCGGGGGAAGAAAAUAAAAUGUACUGCACCACAGUAUAUCGAUCUAGUGAUGACCCACAUUCAAAAACUACUGACUGAUGAGGAAAUCUUUCCUACCAAGUAUGGUAAAGAGUUCCCAAGUACCUUCGAAUCGCUUGUCCAGAAGAUCUGUCGCUACCUCUUCCAUGUUCUUGCUCACAUCUACUGUGCCCACUUCAAGGAGGUGGUGGCCCUCGAACUGCACCCACACCUCAAUACUUUGUACAUACACUUUCUGAUCUUUGUCAGGGAGUUCAAUCUCGUCGACCCCAAGGAAACAGCCGUGAUGAGGGACUUAACAGAUGUUCUGCUCAGCGGUGCACCACAGCCCCAGAACCACGUCAACCACAGAUGAGCUGACAACCAAUGCACACAGUGGAUGUUAGAAAUAUUUUCUUUAGUGGAAAGAAUAAUAACUUCAAAGAUCAUGUUGCCCGUGGCAACGCUGAAGUAAUAUAUGACCAACAAAUAGUAAAUCCAAGUGGCCCAAAAUGGUGACCAUGUUGAACCCACCCAGCUGAUCUGCAGAUAUCCUUUAUAACGGCCUUGUUCAACACUACUGUUGUUGAAUAUUAAAUUCUACAUAGACCCCUCUAAUAUGUAUCAGUCCACCCAUUUAACUAACCCAAUGAGUGAGUUUCCUUGCCCCUGCAGAAGAUUGCCAUAACUUGCUAGUGGCCAGUUAUGACUGUCAGCACUCACGAGCUAACUCAUGUUGUUUACUGCCACUGCUGAAGUUCUAGGUUUUUCUACUGGAUCUUUCAUGCCCAGAGCAAGGCAUGAAAUAUGCAAAUCCUCAAACAGAGCAUUGUGAUUGGUGAGAUCUUUGGGUUAUGGGAUGGAAUGGAUCUAAAGACUUCCAUAGUACCUGUGCAGAAGUUGUGAGGAGGUCCUGAGGUAUGUUUGGAACCAAGCUGGAGACAGCUUUUGCUGCUAUUCUUGUCCCUUCUCUUUCCUCUUCUUUUAUGCUUCUUGGUGCCAUCAUGUGAGCUCUUGAGGAUAAUCUACAUUUAAUGAUCCUUAUGGAUCAGAAGAUUCCGUAAUCCCAUAACUAGCUUCAUUUUCUGCAUGAAAUCUCCGUGUGUUCUGCAAGUCCAGAAGUGGCAUUUGUGUCAUAUGGCCGCUCAAAAAUAGCUUAUCUGCAGCCUUGAAAUAUAUUUGAAUUUCCUUUUGAGUGAGAUUAAAAACAACCCAUGUCUCUUGUGGGCAGGCUCUUUGAGGUUUGCUUAGUUGCAGAAUAUAGAUCCCUCUCAACAGCAUGCCCCAGCCUUGGUAUCAGAUAACUGUGUGAUGCUGCUAGGAUGUGGCAUUUUACCAUUUCCCACUCAGCGAGAUUUUCAAGUGCUGCCCAUUACUGUUGGUGGGUACAUGUUCAUGGGUCAUGAUUGAGACUGCUGAAAGUUCUUUUAUUUUUGUAUUAACGUACUACACUACUGACCUGGGAGAGGUGCGACAGGUAAAAAUAUCACUGAUGACAAAGGAAUUGCGCGUGUGUGUGUAUAUAUGUGUGAGUCGCCUCCCACUUGUGCCUCUGGGUUUACAACGUGUUUAUAUGAAUUUUUGCUGCUUUAUCCUUGCAUGACUUGGAAUCAAAGAGCGCGAUGGGGGGUUAAAAACAGCAAUGGCAGUAAAGGUACAAGCCCUUCAUUAUCUGGCUGUAUCUAGAUGUUUUGGUUUGGGAGGUGGUCUGGAGGGGGUUAAUGGGGAAAAUGGUUUAGAAGCUGUUGAACUAAAUUUCAAGAACUUUUUGUUGUUGGUUGUGAAUGUUGUAGUCGCCCAUUUGGAUUCUGAGUUCCAGAGUAAUCGAAGCCAGUGGAACCAUGGGCAGUGAGUGACCCUCUGUGGUCACUAACAGUUGAGAGACAAUGCAUAGUUGCUUCUGCCACUUCGUGCAGUAUUUUUCUGAGAACAGCUUCUGAAGACCUUUAAACCAGUGGGAAAAUCUGUAUCAUCCAUUAAUGAGUUUCCUUUUCACCAUUUGUGUAUUUCUUUGUGAUCAGGGCAUGUAAAGUACCUUUCUUUGCUUUUUCAACUCUUUAACAUGGCCUUUCUGUGAACUAGGUAGGCCAAUCCCACUGUUGCAACAUUGCAAAGAAACUUGUGACAUUGGUUCAAACAUUGCAAAGACUGUCCCCUCAUCCUUAAGUGUGAGGUAGAUCAUGCCUUCUGGUUGGACUAAAGGCCUGUCGUUUGUCUGAUUUCUUGUUGUCCUGAAAGAUUUUCUGUUUUCAAUAGCCGUAAUUAAGAGUGUUCAUAUUACAUUGGUAGAAUUUACUCUCUGGGAAAGAAGGGAGUCCAGAAAUGAGCAGUUUUUCUGUUCAUAGCAAAUCAACUUUUAUUUUAGUAACCCCUUUGUUUUUUUGGAGCUUUGGUCACAGCUUGAGUCGCAAUCUGUAUGGAAUGAAGGACAUUGGAAAGUGCCUGCCUGAUGAACAGGACAGUUAGGAUGUUCACCACUACAUGCUCUUGUUAGAGUGGCUGGUGUUCGGUAGGUUUAUGAAAAGAUCUGUUUGGUUUCCACAGGUUUUGAUGACCAGAGCAGUGCAAUGGAUAUCACUAUAUUUGAUAAUUUUUAUCGGCCUUAUCUUAAUUUCCUCCAUGAUGAGGCUCUGUUUAGGGUUACAAUAAAAUAUUUAAAAGAUAGCAACAGCAGCUAAAAGAUCGCUGGUAAUUUUUGUUUCUUUUUGUUUCUUAAGUGCAAAUUCUAUUUAUUUUGCCGUGGAAUGGAACAUAGACUGGACAAUCACUUUACAGGGAGUGACCGGCUGGAGGUCUGAACAUCCAGUGACGUUUCACUUCUGUGUGGUAUCAAAAGUCAUAAUCAGAGUUUGAAUGAGUUGUGAUUUGGUAUGUUUAGACUACAGGAGUAUAGCUGAUGAGCAGAUUACACAUGCUUUCUGUAAUUUUUUAAGCAAAGCUAGAUUCCAGGUACUAAUAGCGUUGUAGAUUCUAGAGGAUGUGGGUCUACUGUGCAGUACAUAUAUACUGCAUGAUGAUGAGACCAUCUCAGGGGAAACGUAAGUAAGCAGUUUGCAUGAGCUCCCUCUCCUAAAAUGGGAGGAAAUCUGAAGAGAAGUUUGGAGAGGGAAGGAACCACCUGCUUCUGCAUAGAAAUUUUGCAGCUUAAGUAGCUACAACUCCAUGUUUUAUUUAGGGAAAUUAAGAUGAGACUAUUUACAUGUCAAUUGUAGAUGUAGUAACUACAGAACUGGAGACAGGAUUGCAAACCAAAACCAUACGUCUCGACUGAAUUCAUGAGAACUACCAGAAUGAUUGAGUUAUGUUGCCUGACGUCAUGUUUUUUUGGUUGCAGUGACUGCUAGUUCCCUUCUGGUUCCCACUGUACAUUAUUUUAAGAAGUGCAGGACUUUCAUGUUAACCUGACUUAUUUUUAUUUGUGUCUUGCUAUGAGACCACUUGGAAGUGUCUGUGUGUGUCGACAGGACAGGAGCUACACUUGGCCAAGCAACAAGAUCAAUUACAAGUCAGAUUGGCGACCAGGUGGAACAAUGUUGAUGUCAUCUUGAGUGGUAGUGAAGAUGGUCUUGGUCAGUUUUGAAGCUUAGCAUCCUUUCUUCUUUUUAGUUGAUUUUAUUAAAAUAAAACAUUUCAAUACACUGCUAUGGGUGAUCACUCCAAGAACUCAACAGCUUGCCCUAUGAAUGAACUACCUCCUCUGUGUACUUCAUACAAUGGGACCCUUCCUCCCAAGCAUCCCUCCAUAGCCUACUUUUUUUUAAAUUCCGAGUCCCUGCACGUUGACAGGCCAGUCGGGCCUGAUGAGUCCGUGCCACCCAAUUACACCCAUGUAACCUAUUAAUCUUCUAAACCUGUUUGUCUUUGGGACAUGGGAGGAAACCAUAGCCCCUGGAGGAAACCCACACGGUCACAGGGAGAAUGGACAAACUCCUUACAGACAGCAGUGGCAAUUUAACCCGGGACGCUGGUGAUGUAAAGUGUAAGGCUAACCACUACCGACUGUGCCACCCAGUACUUAAUGGUACACAGAAAGGAAAAAGGUUUGACACACUCUUGGAAAUAAUUCAGUCUCAUUGGCUAGACAAAUGCUGAUGUAAUGAUUUGCAUCGCCUCAUCUUUGAACUUGAACAAUCUUAUGUCUGCUGAUUAUCUGUUGAACUGUUGAUGGGCAGGGUUAGUGAUUGCUAGGUCAGUGUCAUUAUAACAAAACAGAGCCAGACUUCAACCGGGGUUAUCUUUGACAUAACUUGAUUUUUUUUGUAGACAUUGGUUGGUUGUGAAGGAAUGAUGUCGUUCCCAAUUGUUCACGGGUACUUCGCGCUCUUAAUGAUCGGUUAACAGGAAAGAGUGUGCUUACAAGCUGUCUGCACCAAACCAAAAGGGAUAUUUCAGUUCCAUAAUUAUUGCUAGAAAGAGUUAUUAAUUUACAGGGAGCCUCUGUUAAUACUGGAUGUAAUAUAACUUCUUAAUGUCAUACGUUGCAUUUCACAAUAAGAAAAUUGUAAAAUAAAAGUGUAAGCAUUC